Ziziphus jujuba (common jujube) is the source of this 1084-nucleotide messenger RNA. RefSeq names its product chlorophyllase-2. Lineage: Eukaryota; Viridiplantae; Streptophyta; Magnoliopsida; Rosales; Rhamnaceae. Bases 67 to 1023 code for a protein of 318 amino acids. The record is from RefSeq and is a predicted model, not a curated record. Gene Ontology annotation, molecular function: chlorophyllase activity. Gene Ontology annotation, biological process: chlorophyll catabolic process. The transcript has 2 exons.
UCCAUAUAAUAACAAAGAAAAAGAGAGCGUAAUACGGUGUUAUUUUAGUCGCACAAUUUAAAGAUUAUGUCUUUCUCUUCUUCUUCUUCUUCUUCAAUUGCUACUGCUACUAGUAUUAGUAAUGUUUUUGAGACUGGAAAUUACAUGACAGUGCUCCAUAGUGUUGAAGCAGGGAAGUCUUCUGUAACUCCAAUCCCACCUCCAAUCCCACUUUUGAUUGGCAUGCCAUCAUCAGCAGGAGAAUUCCCACUCGUACUUUUGCUUCAUGGUUACCUUCUCUACAACUCUUUCUACUCUCAACUUAUCCAACAUGUUGCUUCCCAUGGCUUCAUUGUUAUUGCUCCCCAGUUAUAUUCCAUUGCUGGACCAGAUGCAAGUGAUGAGAUCAAAUCCGCAGCAGCAACAACAAAUUGGUUAUCUGAGGGACUCCAACACUUGCUUCCACCCAAUGUUCAUGCAAAUCUAAGCAAGCUAGCACUUGCUGGCCAUAGUCGCGGUGGAAAAGCCUCGUUUGCACUAGCUUUGAGAAAAGAACUCACUACCCUCAAAUUUUCUGCCUUAAUAGGCAUUGACCCAGUUGAUGGAAUGAACAAAGGGAAACAAACACCUCCACCAGUACUCACCUAUGUUCCCCAUUCAUUUGAUCUUGAUAUGGCUGUGAUGGUGAUUGGUUCGGGUUUGGGUGAAGUGAAAAGGAAUCCUCUAUUCCCUCCUUGUGCUCCUAAAGGUGUUAACCAUGAGGAUUUCUAUAAUGAAUGUAGAAAGCCUGCUUGCUAUUUUGUAGUCAAGGAUUAUGGUCAUCUUGAUAUGCUAGACGAUGAUACUAAAGGGAUUAGAGGGAAAUCUACUUACUGUUUGUGUAAAAAUGGAAAGUCUAGGGAACCUAUGAGGAAAUUUACAGGAGGGAUUGUGGUUGCAUUCUUGAAAGCUUAUCUAGAAGGUGAUAAUAGCAUAUUAAUGGCUAUAAGGGACAGGCAUGAAAUUGCACCAGUAGAACUUGAAACUGUUCAAUUUCUUUUGUGAAUCUUACAUCGUUUGUUUAAAUAACAGAGGAAUAGGAAUAUAAAAUACAGCAAUUUCCUUA